Molecule: messenger RNA, 813 nt
Organism: Diuraphis noxia (Russian wheat aphid)
Lineage: Eukaryota; Metazoa; Arthropoda; Insecta; Hemiptera; Aphididae
Source: RefSeq, a predicted model, not a curated record
AUGUUGGGAAGACAUACAUAUGAUGCAAUUGCAGAACUUAUUGAUAAAGUACUCACUGAAUUUGACUUACAAAAUAAAACCACACUGCUUGUAACAGACAAUGCAGCAAAUGUUGUAAAGGCAUUCAAAAUAUAUAACACUAAUGAAAGUGAUAGAAGUGGGUUGAGUGCUUGUAGUACUGGAAGGAAUACAGUCAUUGAAGAAACCGAAAAUGAUGAAGUACUGAGAACUAUAAACAUAACCGAUAUUCUCGAUAAUGGUGAUGAUUUUGAUGAAUCAUCAGAAAUAAAAUUACCCAAACACCAAAGAUGUGCAGCACAUACAUUAAAUUUAAUAGCUACAGUAGAUAUCCAAGAAGCUGAAAAAGAUGGUACUUAUAAAGUUAACAGUCGACGUGCAUUUAGUAAAUGUCAAGCUAUUUUCAAUAAACAAAAUCAGUCCUCACAGUGCGCUGAUAAAAUCAAAGAAAUUCUUGGACGAUAUCUCAUAACACCAAAUGCCACAAGAUGGAAUUCUUUUUACGAUGCAAUUAAAUGUAUUGUGGGCAAUAUAACAAAAAUGGAUAAAGUAUUCGAAGUAGUUCAACUACCACCUUUUGCAGUUCAAAGAGACGUGUCAUUUUUAAUUGAGUAUUGCAAGGUAAUGAAACCUAUUUCAAUAGCAUUAGAUGUGUUACAAGGGGAAAAUCAUGUGUGUAUUGGAUAUCUUUUACCAACUAUAACAGCUGUAACAAAAGAAUUGAAUGAAUUAAACAAUUUAAAUUACUGUAGACCAUUAGUUAAUGCUCUCAAAAAUGGAUUAAAAAAAAGGUAA